UUUAGAGGCAUAUUCCUCACCGACCAUGUCUCAGACUCUCAGGACUCUCUCCCCUAUUACUGGGUCACCACCCAAUAAGCACAUUCCACGUCCGUAAACAACGCUCUUCAGGUGCGAGACGCGGGCAAAGUCGUCCGCCACAAUUUGCUGCCUUUGUAAAUUACAACCGAUCUCAAGUUCCGUGAUACCUUGCGUAACGCGCACACUGAAACUUGGUGGUGCCGGGUGCGGUUCCAGUUUCCACUACGUUCUUUGUGAGAUUGAUGUUGGAUCUCAUUCCCUUUAACACGUGAUUUUUUCGUGGGAUCUCCCGCCAGUGGAUUUUUUGUUUUCAAUAAUGAUGGAGAGGGCAGAUUCUAGUCAAAAGCUAUAUACACGAAUGCGGCUAUGGGAAUUUCCAGAUCAGUAUGUUGUUGAGCCCACUGAUGGCUCUUGUGGUUCCUCCUUGGCAAUCAGUCGAAAGGACGGCUCGCUGAAUUUGAUUGAUGAACUUCCAGAGUGCAACUCUGUUUGGGUUCCUAAAAUCCGGACAAUUUUUGGUGUAAUUGGGAUGCUAAAGCUCUUGGCAGGGUCAUAUUUAAUAGUAAUAACGGAACGUGAAUCUGUUGGAUCUUACUUGGGGCAUCCAAUCUUUAAAGUUUCAUCACUGAAGAUUUUUCCCUGUAAUCAUUCUCUUGAAAAUUCCCCUGAAGAACAGAAAAAGAUGGAGAAUGAGUUUUCUGGGCUGUUAAAUGUUGCAGAGAGGACUUCUGGUCUGUAUUUCUCAUAUGACACCAAUUUAACACUGAGCGCACAGCGAUUACAUGAUCUGGGUGAUGCGUCUAAAUUGCUUCCUCUUUGGAGACAAGCAGAACCUAGAUUUCUCUGGAACAACUAUAUGUUGGAAGUUCUCAUAGAUAACAAGCUUGAUCCCUACUUACUACCUGUUAUCCAAGGGAGCUUUCAUAACUUUCAAGCAGCCAUCGGGAAAGAUAUUAUUGAUGUUACCCUGAUUGCUAGGAGAUGCUCAAGGAGAAAUGGCACUCGGAUGUGGAGAAGAGGGGCUGAUUCUGAUGGUUAUGUUGCAAAUUUUGUGGAAACUGAGCAAAUUAUGCAAUUUAAUGGGUUUUCAGCAUCAUUUCUUCAGGUUCGAGGGUCAAUUCCAUUGCUUUGGGAACAAAUUGUUGAUUUGACUUAUAAGCCCAAGUUUGGAAUUGUGAGACCUGAGGAAGCUCCACAAGUAGUUGAGCGACAUUUUCUGGAUUUAAGAAAAAAAUAUGGGGCUGUCUUCGCUGUUGAUCUUGUCAACAAGCAUGGAGGUGAAGGACGCCUAAGUGAAAAAUAUGCAUUAGCAAUGCAGCAUGUUGUUGGUGAUGAUGUAAGAUAUUUGCACUUCGAUUUUCAUCAUAUCUGCGGCCAUGUUCAUUUUGAGCGCCUCUCAAUCCUUUAUGAGCAAAUCUCGGAUUUCCUUGAGAGAAACGGGUACCUUUUGUUAAACGAAAAGGGUGAGAAAAUGAAGGAGCAGCUUGGAGUUGUGAGGACGAAUUGUAUUGAUUGCUUAGACCGUACAAAUGUUACACAGAGCAUGAUAGGCCGGAAAAUGCUGGAAUCCCAACUUAGAAGACUUGGUGUUUUCGGUGCCGAAGAAACUAUUAGUUCACAUCCAAAUUUUGAUGAAAGCUUUAAAUUCUUAUGGGCUAAUCAUGGGGAUGACAUAAGCAUUCAAUAUUCUGGCACUCCUGCUUUAAAAGGAGAUUUUGUUCGAUAUGGCCAGCGGACAAUUCACGGGAUCCUUAAAGAUGGAUGGAAUGCCCUUGCACGCUAUUAUUUGAAUAACUUUUCUGAUGGAACUAGGCAGGAUGCAAUUGAUCUCCUGCAAGGACAUUACAUUGUUUCUGUCAGCCGAGAUAUGACUCCAUCUCAAAAAGGAGGCCUUGAGACUGUAGCUUCUUUUCCGCUGGCUUUAUCAUUGGUUUUAACUGGGUUCGUUUUAGCGACCAUGUCACUGAGGCAAGGUCGAUAUGAUGUUAGGCACUUUUUCUUCUCGUUUAUGUGGGCAAGCAUGAGUAUAGCUAUAGCAGCUUUAAUGAGGGCCAAUGGACAGAUUUUCUGUAACCGACCUCGUCUGCACAAGCCUCGUUGAUUCCAGAUCUGACUGAUUUGAUUAUUAUUUUUUUAAUGAAUUUAUCAGCGUGCUGCUUGUUAUACCAAUUCUUUCAUACAAAGUUUUGUAAUCAGUGUUGUUAUGAAUUCUUGGUUGGUCAGAUCUCACUUAAGCAGUUGCUGCUUUGGGGAUGUCUUAAUGUUAUCAUUUUUAUUCUUUAUUGUAUAAUUAGAUUUUCAUUGUGCCUUCUUCAAGGUAAAAGCUUUGAGGGUGCAAUUCUUGUGACA
This is a messenger RNA of Corylus avellana, 2370 nucleotides long. RefSeq names its product Phosphoinositide phosphatase family protein (gene ATSAC1B). Gene Ontology annotation, biological process: phosphatidylinositol dephosphorylation. The record is from RefSeq and is a predicted model, not a curated record. Gene Ontology annotation, molecular function: phosphatidylinositol-4-phosphate phosphatase activity. Gene Ontology annotation, cellular component: endoplasmic reticulum. Lineage: Eukaryota; Viridiplantae; Streptophyta; Magnoliopsida; Fagales; Betulaceae.